Messenger RNA from Oncorhynchus gorbuscha (pink salmon), 1963 nucleotides. It is a transcript of the gene gipc2, whose product is annotated as GIPC PDZ domain containing family, member 2. The record is from RefSeq and is a predicted model, not a curated record. NCBI's taxonomy places the organism in Eukaryota, Metazoa, Chordata, Actinopteri, Salmoniformes, Salmonidae. The coding region runs from base 326 to 1312 and encodes 328 amino acids. Gene Ontology annotation, molecular function: protein binding. The transcript has 6 exons.
UUGUCUGAUAGAGUUGAGAGAUACAGUAAGAUAGAUACAGUAAGAUAGAUACAACGAAGAAAACAUCGCGUCGCACGUUCGCCACCUACCUGUUGAAUAUCACCGCCGUUUAAUUUGCAAGUUUGGGGUUGGGUUGACGAGUCACUCACUGUCGAAGAACAAAGUCGAACCUGGAAAAAGGAGAGUCAGUCGAGGUUUUGUCGAGGUAAAUGCGGAAGGAAAGAGGAUUUGUGCAACUGGUUGCCACUCCAAUGUUCUAACCGGACCGACCGACCAAAGGAUUUAUCAACCGAUCAAACCGAUUUAUUGACGCCAAAAAAACACAAUGCCUUUAGGACUGAGGAGAAAGAAGAACAAGUCGAGAGAGAGCUCGAACCUGGUGGAGAACGAGGAGGUCGGUGGACACGCAACUGGGAGCUCCGUGAAGUCGACCGUAAACGGAGCGGGGCUCCCACCGCCACCUGCCAACCUGCGGCCCAAACUAGUGUUCCACACUCAGCUCGCCCACGGCAGCCCCACGGGAAGGAUCGAGGGAUUUACUAACGUCAAAGAACUCUACGGGAAAAUAGCUGAUACGUUCAAUUUAAGUCCACCAGAGAUCCUGUUCUGUACAUUGAACACCCAUAAGAUCGACAUGGAGAAGCUGCUUGGUGGUCAGAUCGGCCUGGAGGACUUUAUAUUCGCCCACAUUAAAGGGAUUAAGAAGGAGGUGGAGGUGUUUAAAUCAGAGGAGGCCCUGGGACUCACCAUUACAGACAACGGGGCGGGAUACGCCUUCAUCAAGCGUAUCAAGGAGGGCAGUGUGGUGGACAAUGUGAAGGUGAUCUCUGUUGGAGACCACAUAGAGUGCAUCAACGGGAAGAACAUUGUGGGAACACGUCACUACGAGGUGGCUCGCAUGCUGAAGGAGCUGCCUAAGGAGCAGAAGUUCACCCUGAAACUGGUGGAGCCGAUGAAGGCCUUUGAGAUGCUGGAGCCGAGGUCGAAGGGAGCCAAGCCGGCCAGUGAGAAUAAGUUGGGGACAGGGAGAGGGACUCUGAGACUGCGCGCCAAAGGACCUGCUACUGUAGAGGAAGUGCCGACAGAGUUUGAGGAGAAAGCAGUGAAGAAGGUGGAUGACCUACUGGAGAGCUACAUGGGUAUCAGAGAUACAGAACUGGCGGCAACCAUGGUGGAGGUGGGUCGGGACAAGAAGAACCCUGAUGAGUUUGCCAUGGCUCUGGACGAGGCGCUCGGAGAUUUUGCCUUCCCUGACGAGUUUGUGUUCGACGUCUGGGGCGCCAUUGGAGAUGCCAAACAGGGACGUCUUUAAUGUUUUAACUGAUUACCCAGAUCACCUCGCCUGGUCCAAGACGGCACAAACACAUCUGGGACCAGGCUACCAACCCCUGUUCCAGUGGACAAAUAUCAGCCAGUAGAGAAUGAGGGGUGGGAAUUAACAGGGACCUCACACGCAUUGCGACUCCACACUGUGAUUUUAUUCCGAUUUGAUGUUCCGAACAUAUUGCUCACUAAAUGUCUGCUGCAGAAGGACAAGCUAGAGAAUGAGGAAAUUAGUUUUAAAUCAGUCAUGGAAAUAUAAGUGGUCACUAUGUUAAAAUAUGGAAAACAAACUAUAGGAUGGAAAAUACCAGAAUUUUGGCGCAGGUACAUCCGACUAGCGCUAGCUAACACUACCUUUUGAAAAUGAAAAAUCGAUACUUAGAGUCAAAGUAUCUACAUAAUACGGUCCAAAAUAAUAUUGUGAUAUGUAACUAUCGAUUCUAUUAAUAUACACCCUCGAAGACAGAAUCACGUAUUGAUCAGUCAUGUCCCACUCAACCUAGUUCUCUGGAAUGCAUCCCAAAUGAGCACCCUAUUCCCUAUAUAGUGGUACUACUUUAGACCAGAGCCCUAUUCCCUAUAUAGUGUACUACUAUAGACCAGAGCCCUAUUCCCUAUAUAGUGCACUACUAUAGACCAG